AUGAAGGCUUUCAUUCUUCUGGCUCUGUUCGCAGUGGCAUAUGCUGCUCCCAUCGAGGAUGACAAGAUUGUUGGAGGCUACGAGUGCAGAAAGAACUCUGUGCAGUACCAGGUCUCUCUGAACUCUGGCUACCACUUCUGUGGAGCCUCCCUGAUCUCCAGCACCUGGGUGGUGUCUGCUGCUCACUGCUACAAGUCCCGCGUGCAGGUGCGUCUUGGCGAGCACAACAUUGCUGUCAAUGAGGGCACAGAGCAGUUCAUCAACUCUGCCAGGGUCAUCCGUCACCCCAGCUACAACAGCCGCAACCUGGACAAUGACAUCAUGCUGAUCAAACUGAGCACGCCCGCCUCCCUGAACAGCUACGUUAGAACCGUGUCCCUGCCCUCCAGCUGUGCCAGCUCUGGCACCCGCUGCCUGAUCUCUGGAUGGGGCAACACCAGCGGCUCUGGAAGCAACUACCCUGAUCGUCUGAGGUGCCUGGAUGCCCCCAUCCUGAGCGACAGCAGCUGCAGGUCCGCCUACCCUGGACAGAUCACCUCCAACAUGUUCUGCGCUGGAUACCUCGAGGGAGGCAAGGACUCCUGCCAGGGAGACUCUGGCGGCCCCGUGGUGUGCAACGGUCAGCUGCAGGGUGUGGUGUCCUGGGGUUACGGCUGCGCCCAGAGGAACAAGCCUGGAGUGUACGCCAAGGUGUGCAACUACAACUCCUGGAUUCGCAACACCAUGUCCUCCAACUAA
This is a messenger RNA of Cottoperca gobio, 738 nucleotides long. Its product is annotated as trypsin-3. Bases 1 to 738 code for a protein of 245 amino acids. The record is from RefSeq and is a predicted model, not a curated record. Gene Ontology annotation, molecular function: serine-type endopeptidase activity. The transcript is spliced from 5 exons. Lineage: Eukaryota; Metazoa; Chordata; Actinopteri; Perciformes; Bovichtidae. Gene Ontology annotation, biological process: proteolysis.